AUGACACAUUCGACUUCAUCAGCCAACCUCAAAGACCCUGCAAUUUUCGGCAGACUCUCUGGAGAUCAGGACACCAUCGAUCUUGAUGGACUUGCCUUUGGCGUGUUCCUUAAUGAGUCUGUAACUAGCACUAGCGAAAUGCCAACAAGUCACGCUAGUGCUACUGUCCCUAGGCUAAUCCCUUGGUCAGUGGAGAUCGACGCGCUCUACCUAUUACCACCUCCCCGGGCACUGCAGGGGACUGUCGAGAGAACACAGCACUCCCAUCAUAUCUCUGUGCCAUAUCCUCUGCAGGAACCCAAAGUCAUCCCACUCAGUGCAACUACUAUACCUGCCCCACAAACCCUGCAGCUCGCAACAAGUGCAGACUUGCCCAUCACCCCCACAACAAUUGCACCUGUCGACCUUGCUGCUCCCGUCAUCCCUGUCUCCCCCAUCGUCCCUAUUAUUGUCCCCGUCGCUCCCACAGUCAUCUCUAUUGAGCCUGCCCCUCAACAGCCUGUCACACCAGUCUCUAUACAGGUGUCAGCUGACAUCCAAAAGCAGAUCACGUGGCAUGCAAAAACCCGAAUCUUGCGAUACUUGCUCACUUCGCAUGCAAUGGCUGGCAGUGAUGUCCAGAAACGAGCUGUCGUCGAUCCCGCAAUUGCAGAGUCGAUUCCAUUGGUGAGUGGCAUGAAUGUUCGUGUUUUAAACCCCACGACAUCGAACCAACGUCAACAGCUGACAGGAACAUGGACCUCCACUUUCAGCAACCUCGUCAAGCUUGUGCGGAUCUGUGUCCCAUUUGGUUUCAAUAUCUACCCCCCUGUAGACUCCAACAUUCUCCCUGAUGAAUUCCGGGCGCAGUGUCAUACAUGCAUUGAUCAAUGA
Messenger RNA from Suillus subalutaceus, 873 nucleotides. RefSeq lists its product as uncharacterized. The record is from RefSeq and is a predicted model, not a curated record. NCBI's taxonomy places the organism in Eukaryota, Fungi, Basidiomycota, Agaricomycetes, Boletales, Suillaceae. The transcript is spliced from 4 exons. Bases 1 to 873 code for a protein of 290 amino acids.